GCCCUUUCGAGGAGUAAACAGAAAGCGAAGCGCUACCCGGGACGGGAUGGACGAGGGCUUUAUCGGGGCUUUCGGCAGCCUGAACCUUGGCGGAGCCCCCCGGGGCAGACACAGGCAGCGCCCCAGUGAGAGGCCCUGUGCGCCCCAUCAUCCUCCUGCCCCCGCUCGUCGUCCAUCCAGGUUCACCAAACACAUCUACCUCCUAAGGGGGCUCCCCGGCUCCGGCAAGACCAGCCUAGCCAGGAAACUGAAACAAGAGUUUCCAAGUGCUCUUCUGUUUAGCACAGAUGAUUACUUUAUCAUGGAGGAUGGUUCAUACUUCUACGACCAGGAUUUGCUACCAGAGGCCCACAGAUGGAAUCAGAGAAGAGCACGUAAAGCGAUGAACAGAGGGAAGACUCCCAUUAUUAUAGACAAUACCAAUGUUCAGGCAUGGGAAAUGAAACCAUACGCAGUAAUGGCACUUGAGAAUGGUUAUCAAGUCCUUUUUCGAGAGCCUGACACAAGUUGGAAGUUUAAUGUAAGAGAAUUAGCAAGAAGAAAUACCCAUGGUGUUCCAAGAGAGAAGAUUCAGCGAAUGAAAGAGGUUUAUGAUCAUAACGUCACCUUCCAUGCAGUUCUCCAUUCAGAAAAGCCGACUCGAAACAACAGACACGCCUGAAAACGGAUCACUCGGAGACAGACCGGUAACCGAUAUCGGGAGAGGGCAUUUUUAAAUCUACGAGGAAUACCCAACAUGGAUCCUUUACAUGUACUGACAAGCAGUACCGAGCCCCAGGUACCAGCCACGGACACAGCACUGUGUCACGAUGGAAACUGUUAUUUUGGUUAUAACCAAUAUUUUAUACUCUGAUCACAUUUGUUACAUAAACCCACCACCAUUCCAGAAUGCUUUCUCCAUACAGCCUGUACCAGCCGGUUGGCUAUUUCAUAAUUUGACUCA
Spea bombifrons (plains spadefoot toad) is the source of this 943-nucleotide messenger RNA. RefSeq names its product NEDD4 binding protein 2 like 1 (gene N4BP2L1). The transcript has 5 exons. Lineage: Eukaryota; Metazoa; Chordata; Amphibia; Anura; Pelobatidae. The record is from RefSeq and is a predicted model, not a curated record. Bases 47 to 661 code for a protein of 204 amino acids.